CUGUCAGAUAUUGGUCUGCGCUCGACAGAGAAGCGUAACGAUUUUGUGAAUGAUCUGGAGGAUCAUGUCAAAAAGGCUACGAGCGUCCCUGAAAGCAGUAUUCCUACCACGAAGUCGCCAUCAUGGAAGGCUAUAUGCAUUUCACGCUCUUCCACAAGGAGGAUAUUGAACAACCAAGCAGAAUAUCGGACGGGUUCGCGCGUAGCUGAACAGACUGAAGAUGCCGCGACAAAGGAGGUGUCACCUAUCCGCUCUGCAGUUAUGGAAGCAGCCCCAGCGAAGCGAAUCGCACAACAGCUCGAGGAGCGGCUCAAAACUACCUCUGCAAAAAUACCCACUCCAAAGCCUGUCACUGCGCCAGCAUCGGCUUCAGUUCCUCCUAUCACGCCAACUACACCGCGGGUGCAGACGCAAUGGCGUGGCAGUCAUAACACUCCUGUUGUGAUAGGUAGCACGCCAGGUGUACCAGUUCAACCUGAAGUAUGUUCGAGCAAUCUGAAAUCGUUAAAGUCACGAUGGGAGUUCUCUUCGCUGACGGGGACCCCAUUACACCCGGAUGAAACUGAGGAUGAUAUCCUGAAAGCUGCGAUUCGUAUGCGAGAUAGAGCGAUUCCACGAAGAUUCGACAACAAACCAAGGGAUCCACAGCCCUAUCUAACGAAGAAAAUUGAGAAAAGCGUCCAGGAGGCUAAUAAGCGCUCUUCAUUGUGUUCGCCAAAGUCAAAGAGUCCACGCUAUAUGGAUGAGUCUGAUGAAGACGCCCAAGGCGACUUCAAGAAAAAGUCUGUUGUUAAAACCGCCUACUCUCCAUAUAAAUCACCUGCAAUCAAGAUGCCGCAGCGAAAAUCACCGGGGCGUUCGCCCAAGUCGCCAAUGCGUUUGGAGCGUCCCGACACACCAGAGGAAGCCAAUCUGUUUGGGGAUGAUGAGGAAUCAACGGAUGAAGUGAACGUUAGUCAUAGCGUAUCACAUUUAAUCGAUCAGGCUUUCGAAUUUAUGGAAAACACGCCGAACAAGGGAGCUGGCGACACGACACCGAUGAAGUGUGAAUAUGGUGGUGUGGCACCGUAUGCUGAAGAGGAGGACUUCUCGCCCAUGAAGAAACAGCAAAAAUCGUUGCCGGUACCGCCUGAAGUAUACGACUCUCCUCAUGAGGAACAUACGUUCACUACGGCGCAUGAAGAGAGAGAUUCUCCCAAGCGAGAACGCGACGGUUCGUCGCUUCCCUACACGGUUUCGUUUUACCGUAAACGUAUACGAGAAAUGCGUAGUGCUGACACUGGUAUAGAGAAAAUCGACUUAACAACAGAGGUUGCAACUGCUCCGAUCCAGACAGUAAUAGGAGGCGCCAUACACGAAGAUACUGACGAGGAUGAUGCUGCUAGGCAGGAGAGAAAGGCUGCGAUGGAACGUGAAGUGGGCAUACAACAACAGCGGAUAGCUCAGGCUAUGCACGCUUUGCGGUACUGUAAAGAGCAGACUGAGUUCCGAGGAAGUCGUGAAGAGGUUGAUGCUCAACGUGCCCUCCUAAUUGCGACUGAAACUCGACGUGCCUUGCUAUUCGAGAUCGAUCGGCUAAAUCGUGGAUUACCGAAGGGGUCCUCGUGGAACGCUGACGAUUACCAGCAUCAACAUGACAUAUACUAUUUUAUUGUUCUGCUUCGGUACGGUUGCGAAGUUCAACAUACCUCUCUGGUGACAAGUGAUGAAGGUCUGAGAAAGAAGGGUGUACUCGAGUUCAACUACUAUCUUUCGCUAAAGGAUUUACCUCCGGACUUUGUGUGCGCCCUUGAAAUUUUUGGUCUGAGAACGAAAAGAGAGCACAUCUCCCAUGAAGUUAAAUAUCGACUCACUGGAACAUUAAGUAAGAAGCAACGCUCGAAGGUCGCAUCGACCAUGAAGACGUCACUUGGCGGACCAUCUGCCCUCACGGAACCCGCCUUCCAGCUGGUCGGCAGAUUGACCAUCGACAUUAAUACACAUGGUCGAAAGCUGGCGUUGCAGGAGGUGAUUGGCACCAUUGGAAGGACAUGUUGCUAUUAA
Cooperia oncophora is the source of this 2043-nucleotide messenger RNA. NCBI's taxonomy places the organism in Eukaryota, Metazoa, Nematoda, Chromadorea, Rhabditida, Trichostrongylidae. The record is from the annotation of a GenBank genome assembly.